Messenger RNA from Pelobates cultripes (western spadefoot toad), 32680 nucleotides. NCBI's taxonomy places the organism in Eukaryota, Metazoa, Chordata, Amphibia, Anura, Pelobatidae. The record is from the annotation of a GenBank genome assembly.
GUCGAGUUCAGAAACUGCAUGGAUGGAUGGACCACCGGACUCUGAAGGAGAUCCCAAAGUUCUGGAAGAAUCUAGACUCAUAAGAAAACGAAGGUAUUCUUGACUACAAUGUUAUGGAUGCAAUAACUUUGUUCCAAAGAUUGGAAAUUCUUUUGUACAAUGAAUUAGGGGCUUUCGGGAAAAUACGUAACCCAGAUCGAAUGUCCAGGAUUGUGUAAGGGCAUUCUGAGCUUCUGCUUGUAGAUUGAGACUGCGGGAGAAGAAUAUUGGGAACCGAGUAAGUGGAUUAAUCUCAUAAGAGCAUGUUUAAUUUGCUAGGAUAGGACAUGUCUAAAUGGGGUACAUUGGUGUUGUGGCAGGCUUAUUCAAUGUAUGAUCAUAUACUGUAACUAAACCCUACAUACAUAUAAAUACAAACUUUUAAGGGAUAUACCUGUAACAAUAACUUCUAUGAAUACCAAGCAUACAUUAGCACUGUCUUUGCAUUAUACCUUGAACAGUCAUCAACAAGGACAAUCUUUAAUCAAUAAAAUAAUGUCAUAGAUCGCUUAGAAACAGGGCCGAAUUGCUUUAUAAUUCUCAGUACAUUUGUAAAACUAUGCUAUUAAACAGAUAACCAAUUCACCAAAUCCACAAUUAUUAAAUAUAAUAUCAGAACAACCAACAAUAUCAAUAUGCUUAAAGGACCACUAUAGGCACCCAGACCACUUCAGCUUAAUGAAGUGGUCUGGGUGCCAGGUCCAGUUAGGAUUAACCCUUUCUUCUAUAAACAUAGCAGUUUCAGAGAAACUGCAAUGUUUAUAAUAGGGUUAAUCCAGCCUCUAGUGGCGGUCUCAUUGACAGCCGCUAGAGGCGCUUCCGCGCUUCUCACUGUGAUUUUCACAGUGAGAAGACGCCAGCGCCCAUUAAGAAUGCUUUCCUAUGGACUGGCUGAAUGGUGCGUGGCUCAUGCCGCGCAUGCGCAUUCAGCUGAUGACGACGAGAAGGAGGAGGAGAGUCCCCUGCCCAGUGCUGGAAAAGGAGGUAAAUUUAACCCCUUCCACCCCCUAGAACACGGCAGGAGGGGGGGCCCUGAGGGUGGGGGGGACCUAGAAACCCUAUAGAGCCAGGAAAAUGAGUAUGUUUUCCUGGCACUGUAGUGGUCCUUUAAAUAGAAAAUUACUAACACGCAAAAGUCUGCUAAAUAUCAAUAAACAUACAACACCAAAGUACACACCAAUUCUUAAUGGGAACAAAAAUAAUUACGGCAAAAGAAAAAUGACUUCAUAUUCAUUAUAUCAUAUGCUAAUUAGGCAUGAUAAGUUCCAUUUAUUUUAGAUAGUACAUCAGUCAAACAUUUUUCAUCUACCAUCUAAAAUUAGUUUAUAUUAUAUCACAGUUAUGAUAAGUUGCUAUAGUGCUAUAAAGUUACAUACAUACAUAUAUAUAUAUAUAUGUAUAUAUAUAUAUAUAUAUAUAUAUAAGAAAACCGAGAUGCUUACACUCCUGGAUUAGAGAGUAAUUGCCCGGUGCUGGUCAGACACAGGAUACAAAAAAAUGAUUGGAAAUGACCGCACUUCAAGGACUUGAUGAUAGUAAAGAUUAAAUACAACUUUUAUUCUAUAUAAUUUAAAAAUAUUAACGUUUCAGCCCUAAUACAUGGGCUUUCAUCAGGAAGGCAAUAAAAAAAUUAUAUUUAUAUUUUAUUUUUACUAUCAUCAAGUCCUUGGAGUGCGGUCAUUUCCAAUAAUUUUUUUAUAUAUAUAUAUAUACAUACAGUGAGGGAAAAAAGUAUUUGAUCAUCUGCUGAUUUUGAACAUUUGUCCACUGACAGCAAAUGAUCAGUCUAUCAUUUUAUGGUAGGUGUAUUUUAAUAGCGAGAGACAGAAUAAAAAAAAAAAAUAAUAAUAUAAAUCCAGAAAAAUGUAUGUCAAAAAAGUUAUAAAUUGAUUUGCAUGUCAAUGAGUGAAAUAAGUAUUGAUCCCCUAUCAAUCAUGUUCUAUCAUUGUUAUUCCUGGCUUUGUCUGCAGCACUAGGGGGCUGGACUCCAUCUGUGGCUGAUACCUGUGCUUCACCUGAGGCAGAUCACUAAUUAACCGGGUAUUUAAACACUACCUUGACCUGUGAACUUGGUUAGUUCUUUGAUUCUGGUGAUCAUGUGUUGUUCCUGUUUUUUCUCCUGAACUAGCUCUCCAUAUUGACCCUGGCUCCUGACCUUGGCUUCCCUCCUUGUUUAUCCUGACCUCUGGCAUCCUCUGACUUUGGCUUAUCCUCAACAAUCCUUCUGCUUGUGUCCUUGUCUGUACUGCGAAUUGGAGCAUCUUUCAUGCACAGCCUCUGGGCACAGAUUCACAGUCCUGGUGGUUUCUAACCUCAUCACCUUGGACUAUGUUUAUCUGCAAGGGUGAGCACACAUCUCUGCCUACAGGACACAGGUAAGACCCUGAUAGAAUGCUGCCUAUGACCCCAAGAACACCAUCCCCACCAUGAAACAUGGAGGUGGAAACAUUAUGCUUCAACUGUGUUUUUCUGCUAAUGGGACAGGUAAAACUGCACCACAUCAAAGAUAUAAUGGACAAGGCCAUGUACUGUCAAAUCUUGGGUGAGAACCUCCUUCCCUCAGCCAGGGCAUUAAAAAUGGGUCAUGCAUGGGUAUUCCGGCAUGACAAUGACCCAAAAGACACAGCCAAGGCAACAAAGGAGUCGUUCAAGAAGAAGCACAUUAAGGUACUAGAGUGGCCAGCCAGUCUCCAGACCUUAAUCCAAUAGAAAAUCUGUGGAGGGAGCUGAAGGUUUGAGUUGCCAAACGUCAGCUUUCGAAACCAUAAUGACUUGGAGAGGAUCUGCAAAGAGGAGUGGGAUAAAAUCCCUCCUGAGAUGUGUGCAAACCUGGUGCCCAACUAAAAGAAACGUCUGACCUCUGUGAUUGCCAUCAAGGGUUUUGACAGCAAGUAUUAAGUCGAAGGGGUCAAAUACUUAUUUCACUCAAUAACAUGCAAAUCAAGUUAUAACUUUUUUGAAAUAUGUUUUUUCUGUAUUUUAUUUGGUUUCUGUCUCUCACUGUUAAAAUAAACAUAACAUUAAAUUUAUAGACUGAUCAUUUCUUUGUCAGUGGGCAAACGUUCAAAAUCAGCAGAGUAUCAAAUACUCUUUUACCUCACUGUACAUCUUGCAAAUACACACAAAUGUGCACUCCCAGACACACAUACAAACAUAGACUAUCAAAAACGCACCCCAAGUACACACAGAUACUACGUUUUUCCCCAAACUUGAAAUUCUCCUGCUAACAGGGGAGUGUGGCUUCAAUGCUGGAGUCCUCUGGAGCCUACUAAAUCUACUUAGGGGGAAGUGCCAUCCCCACAAAUAUUGGCACGUAGCUUCUACUACAGGGAUACAGGGCUCUGAAAACGGUGAGCACUUUACUUAUUCUCCCCACUGCACCAAUUGAGACAGACUGCACAUUUGUUCCCUUCUCUCUAUGUUUUAUCUUUGAGAUACAUCAUAUCAUGGAUUGCAGGUGUGAUGUUGCCUUAAAAGCAUAUAAGGCUGGUUAUGGAGCCAGUGUUCACAUACAUGCUCCUUUAAAAAUGAGUGCUCCACUUCACGACCAUUUUAUCUGAUUUUAUUUUUAUGUUCCAUCUGCACUAUAUAGCCUUUUCUAUUUUUUUCACAUGUACUGCAUACUAAGCUUGCUAUCAAGUUAUACUGGACAAUUUUAGUCUAGGUUUUGACUAUCUAUUGUGCAAGAUAAUGCAUCAUAGGCUUAAAGGACCACUCUAGGCACCCAGACCACUUCAGCUUAAUGAAGUGGUCUGGGUGCCAGGUCCAGCUAUGGUAAACCCAUUUUUUUAUAAACAUAGCAGUUUCAGAGAAAGUGCUAUGUUUAUAUAUGGGUUAAGCCUUCCUCCAAAGCCUCUAGCGGCUGUCUUAUUGACAGCCGCUAGAGGCGCUUGCGUGCUUCUCACUGUGAAAAUCACAGUGAGAGCACGCAAGUGUCCAUAGGAAAUAAUUGAUAAUGCUUUCCUAUGCGACCGGCUGAAUGCGUGCGCAGCUCUUGCCGCGCGUGCGCAUUCAGCCGAGUGGCGGAGAAGAGGAGGAUCGGAAGAGGAGAGCUCCCGGCCCAGCGCUGGAAAAAGGUUAGUUUUUACCCCUUUCCCCUUUCCAGAGCCGGGCGGGAGGGGGACCCUAAGGGUGGGGGCACCCUCAGGGCACUAUAGUGCCAGGAAAAUGAGUAUGUCCUUUAAAAGAACAUAGAAUAUUUGAUACAGUCCUAACCUCAACAUUUGACAAAAGGGAUUUAGGGGUGAUUAUUUCAGAUGGCUUAGGUAGAGCAGCAGGACAUGCUAGCAGAAUGCUUGGUUGUAUAGGGAGUUGUAUUAGCAGUAGAAAGAGGGAAGUGCUCAGGCCAGUGUACAGAACACUGGUGAGACCUCACUUAGAGUAUUGUACUGUAAACAGACUACCCACAAUGAAUAUAUUUGCAGCCAAGCGAGCUGCGAGUUUGACAUGUUAAGGCAUAGUAGGCACCUGCUCUCCCCACAUUGCAGGUGCCUUCUCUACUAAAAUUUAACUGGCCAGGUGAAGAGGAAAGAGGAUGCAGCGAGGGAGCUCGGUCUUUUUGCUCCUCACUGCUCUUUUGUGCACGCCCUCUGUAGUGAUGUUGGGUGCCGGAGUAUGACGUCAUUCUAGCCCGGCAUCACUAAACUGCACGUGUGGAGCAGGAAGGGAGACACCACACCAGCUCCCAAAGGGAGGGAGCAACACACUGAUUUGUGAGUGAACAAGAAUGUGUAAAUGUGUGUGUCUGUGAGUGUGAGUCUCUGUCUGUGAGUGUGUGUCUGUCUGUCAGUGAAUGCGUGUGUGUGUUGGUUAGUGUUGCAAUGGCCGUGGCUGGACAGUGGAGGACCUGGAUGCGCACUGAGGCACGCAACGCCACUUCGCUUUUUUUUUUUUUUUAAAACAGGGGCUGGAAUUUAGUAUAGAAGGGGAGAAUGGGGUUUAGUAGAGGAGGGUGCUGGGUUUCAACUGUACUUUUCCAAAUAAACCUACGUUUCUAUGAAGAUGUUAGUUUUGUUUUUGCGGCCCACAUAAACUUAAACUUUGUAUAUUUGGCCCGUGCAAGCCUUUGAGUUUGACAUGCUUGUUGUAGGCAGUACUGGAGACCGUAUCUACAGAAGAAUAUUGAUACUUUCAAAAGAGUUCAGAAGGGCUACAAAACAGGUUCAUGGAUUGCAAGGUAAAACGUACCAGGAAAGGUCAAAGAAUAUUAACAUGUAUAGCUUGGAGGAAAGACGAGACAGGGGGGAUAGGAUAGAAACAUUUAAAUACAUAAAGGGAAUCAACACAGUAAAGGAGAAGACUUUAUUUAAAAGGAGAAAAACCACCACAACAAAAGGACAUAGUCUUAAAUUAGAAGGGCGAAGGUUUAAAAAUAACACCAGGAAGUAUUACUUUACUGAGAGGGUAGUGGAUACAUGGAAUAGCCUUCCAGCUGAUGUGGUAGAGGUUAACACAGUGAAGGAGUUUAAGCAUGCGUGGGAUAGGCAUAAGGCUAUCCUAACUAUAACAUAACUAAGAUAACUAAUAUAGCUAUAAGAUAAGACUAAGGACUAAUGAAAGUAUUUAGAAAAUUGGGCAGACUAGAUGGGCCAAAUGGUUCUUAUCUGCUGUCACAUUCUAUGUUUCUAACUAUCUAGUAGUCCAUCUUACUGUCUAUUAUGUUUUAGAUUUUUAGAUUUUUCAGUCUCUGUGUAAGUACGUUGGAUCAGAUUCCUAUUACUUAGAUGGCAGUGAACAAACAAUUGAAAGUUGCACAGUGCAUUCCAUUACCCCAGUAACCUUUCUUAAGGACAAUGAUUAUGCUAUAAAAUUUAACAUACAGGAUACAACAAGCAUGUUUUGCUUGGCUGACUGCUUGACCUCAAUAUACCACUGAAUGCAUUUAAAAAAAAUAAAAAAAUAGAACAGUCAGCUAAACAAACAACACAUUUCAGUUAUUUUCUAUGUAGUUCAGGCCUUCAACAACGUCGAUAUAAGUGACCACAUGUAGACAAGCAGGGUAAUUUACUAAAGUGAGAAUUCAAAGUAAAUUUCUAAUUUAAGGUCAAAGUAUGUGGAAGCAUAGCUGCCUUGGAGAAUAGGUUGUUGUGGACUUAAAUGUGAAAUUCACUUUGAAUUUUCACUUUAGUGAAUAACAAUAAAGGCAAAUUUUAAGUUUAAUAUUGAUAAUAUUGGUAAUAUUGGAUGGAUGUCAUGUGUGACGGAUCGUCUGUCAAUCGAUGCUCCUAGCGCUUACCAAGAACCAUCAGCACUGCACCGGACACCAUAACCACCGCAGACGUCACGAACCGCCGUAGCUUAGUUGGGGUCUCGCCGUCUCCUUCCCACCCUGGUCCAACCUCUAGAUCCAGGAUGGUGUGGGAAGGACCUCUCCAGGAGAGUAUAGCUGUGGGAAGGACCUCUCCUCCCGGAGAGUAUAGCUGCAUAGCCGAAGAGAGCUCUUUCAAGUGCUAGCAGUGAUAUAGCAGAUAAGGCUGCGAGUUGAGGGUAAGAAGGUCUGGUUUAUUGAGCAUUUUCUUUUAUACACAUUUUCAGUCCAGAGGCACAGCCCCCUGGACCUGAUGGAACACAUGGACAAAAGAGACACAACCCAAUAGGAACAAUAAUUAUCACAGUAACACUCCCACCUACAGUCAGAAGGUGAAGGUAAAGUUCAGCGGUGUUUGUGUCGUCGCGUUUCCGAUUUGAGUUCCAUGAACUCGACGACCAAACACAGCUGAACGAUCCGGCCACUAUCCGAAGUGCCACUUCAAAAGUGCAGAUCCUUUCCAAUAGAAUUUAAACGGCAGAAACAGUGUUUUAGAAUCCAAUAUGCCCAAAUAGUGUUUUUAAAGGGCAAUCCAUCCCAAGGGCCAUAGUCACAGGGCAAGAGGCUGGCAAGCAGGCCUCUCCAAAACCCAGUGGCGAAGUGCAAUUCGUCACAUCAUGUGAAUCUUAUCUAUACCUGGGAUCAACAUCUUCUCUGCACUGUGGUCAGAAAAGGUAUGAAGUUAUAUAACAUUGUGGGCAUUUGGAAAUAAAAAUCUUUCGAUGGGUAAAAGCUUAACACGCUUACAUAACUAAAGAUAAUCCUUGGUUAGGACAUUUUUAAAAAAUUUUUUUUUACUAUUACUGGACAUAUCCAAGCUGGUGGAUACCCCAUUCACUGAGCUUUUACGGUCAUAAUUUCACUUGGUAUAAUAUGUUUAUAAAGCUCAUUAAAUACCAGGGCAAAUGGUAGCACUAUUUACGUUUAUGUUUAACAACAUUUCUCAUAAGUUCGUGUCUACCUGAAUGGAAUUUUUCCAUAUCCAUAUGCUUUGACGGUAAACUUUAAUCACCAAAACAGCUACAGGUUAAUGAAGUCGUCUUUGUGCAUACAUCAUGUCCCUGAAAUCUCACUGAUUGUGUAUCUGCUAUUUAGGGGAUAAAUCCUUUGGUUACACCUUUUAGAACAGAGAACUUUGAUACAUUACCACAAAUGUGUCGAGGAUCUAUUUGAAAAUUAAAUGUUUUUUUUUCUAUUGGGAUCACAGCCAGGAGGGGUAUUCACUGCACAAUAUAGUGCAUUUAUACUAAACAAUUUUUUGUGUGUAAUUGCCUGUUCUCCAACCAGUAGAGACCCAAUAAAAAUGUUAACAAUCCAGUCAAACAAAAAUGUAACAUGCAGCAAGAUGCUGUGUUUUUGUUUGACUGGAUUGUUUUAUAUUCUUUUAUGCUAUUAUUGGUUUCUGAAGAAGUCUAUACAUAUAGCUGAUGAAAUGCAUAAGACUUAUAUUUGUUCUUAUUUGUUCUUAAUUGCGGAAUAAAUCCUUUAGAAUUUGCACCAUUACUUGGAAUUUGGAAUCGAACAAUGACAAAUGUAAAGUUGCUGCAUUGUUCAGCUGUAUAUUAUUUUUUUAUUAAUUGUACUUAUUAGUGUUUAUUUGCUAAAGUGAGAAUUCAAAGUGGAUUUUCAAUUUACAGCACUACUAAAGGCACCCGAUCUCAAUGAAGUGGUUUGGGUGCAGUGAUGCUGUAAUUUUAACCUUUUUACAAGCUUUGAAGCUUUCCGUUUAUGCCAAAGGAGAUCCUUUUACAUUCAAGGAGCGAGGUUGUGACCCACCAGCAUAUCAGGGGGAGAAACCAUGAUAUGCUUGUUAAGCCCUACUUCUUGUGAGUGCAAAUGAAUGCAUUUGGAGCGUAUUCACUAAACUAACACUUACCUAUAAAGCUCUAACCAACUCUAGCCCCUGUUACAUUUCUUCCUGGAUUCAUAGGUAUGCCCCUUCUCGAUCUCUCUCUGCUCUGCUGGUGUCUCCUGUCCGCUGCUCGCACCCUUACUGCUAACCCGCGCUUGCAGGACUUCUUGCGGGUGGCUCCCUUACUUUGGAACAGCCUGCCUACCCCAUCAGACUCUCCCCUAGUAUUCAUUUGUUUAAGAAGUCCCUCAAAACACAUCUGUUCAGAAAUGCUUAUGGAGUCCCAGAGUAACUUAUCUUUACUUAUCCAAAACUGUCUCUUGCUCUCCUAAAGAGCCAUACUCCACUCUCAACUCCAACUCUGCUACUUUCCCACCUUGUUUGGUGGCUGUCACCCUUGCUGCCCUGUUGUGUAUUUGUACCCCACCUCAUCUAGACUGUAAGCUCAUUUGAGCAGGGCCCUCAUCUACCUAUUGUUCCUGUGUCACUGUGUAAUAGUCUCAUUUAUUGUAAAUCUCCCCCUUUCAUAAUAUUGUAAAGCAUGCAGAAUUAGUUGGCGCUACAUAAAUACCAAUAAUAAUAAUAAUAAUAAUAAUAAUAAUAAUAAACGGUGUAAUGCUAUUAUUGCUUAAAAUUUUAUACCUCAGCUGUAUUCAAUUUUGUAUUUUUGAAUAUCUGGUUAUACAAGAAACCAUACAGGAAGGUCUAGCACAUUAAAAGGUAAGUAUCCUACAUACAAUUAAAAGUGAUAUUUGUGAGAGCACUCCGAGAGAAAUUUAAAUGGGAUACUUGUAUAUUUUACAUAUAUUUCUUUUUGGUAGUAAACCUCUUAGUUUUAUCCACUGACACAUGUACAGAAAGUUUAUUCCUUAGGGUAACUUUGUUUCAAUGUUUUCAAUAUUGGUUAUAUUAAGAAACAUUAUCAUUAGAGAAACAAGAUAACCAAAAUAUAAGAAAACUUGAAAAAUAAUAGAAAUUAACUGCUAUACAAUUCAGUUUAAUUUUUUAUUUUUUUUAGAAUUGAAUUUAGUAAUACAAAAUGAUAAAUUGUUGUGAUUUUGGUAGGUAGGGAAUAGAUGGUGGCUGAGGCUAAGUCCAUUGAUCCUGCUGACAUAAAACUAGGAGCUGGGUGGGGGGCUCUCUCCUAGAGGAUGUACCAUUGCAGAACGUGCAGAAUUUCGACCAUUGCAACAACGCGGCAGUGAGGGAUUUCUGUGAGCUACAGGUGGGGGUGCCUUCUAACCCAAUGCUACAGCUUUGGUUAUCACAACUGAACUGUACACUUUUACUUUAAUUUGCCAAACAAAUCCAAAGUGCACCAAGACUUACCAUGGUUUGAAGACUUUUGCAUGGGUACAGCAGAUGUGGAAUGCAGGGUCAAAACCCUUUAUCAACAAUUACUAGUGGGUACCUUGAAACAGGAACACAGGAACUCCUUUAAGAGACAGUGGGAAGGACUCCUUUAAGAGACAGCAGAAAGUCUCUGUGACAUCUCAGACCUUCUCCAACACCCAAUGGGAGAAGAUCCUUAUUUUAGAACAUAAAAGCGCAAUAAGCUCCAAAUACCAAGAGAUCAGUUUUAAACUGAUCUCACACUGGUAUCGUACUCCAGCUUUUCACCACCGAAACUUCCCCCCGAUCCCUGAGGAUUGCCUGAUAUGCAAUUCUGCAGUCAGUUCCGUACAACAUACAGUAUAUGGUGGGAUUGUCCCGAGAAAAUACCUUACUGGAAUGAGGUCAACAGAGUAGUGAUUGAGAUUCUGGAUGAAAGACCCAAAUUUCCUGCACUAAGAAUGUGCUUCUACACUCAACUUAACUGUCCCUCUCUCAAUAUAAAAAAAUAAAUUCUGAGGCACCUGCUUAACGCGUCCAAAUCAUUGGUGCCUGCCCUCUAGAAACAGACGAGCCCUCAGCCAUCAACCAAUGGUUGCUACUGGUUGAAGAGAUUCACUCUGCAAAAGCCAAACAGGAAGAGUUUUUGGGCCAAGGCAUCAAACAUGCGGAGCACUAAUACCUUUGGUAUGCCUACUUGGUGCAUGUAGAGACUGGGGGUGUUGCACAGGCCUUUAGCUGAAGUGUGGCAGAGGAACCCGCGCAUCCUACACACAUUGCUUCUCUUCUUUUAUUUCCUCUUCUAUCUUAUUUAUGCUUAAUCCAGGUCUCUUACCUAAUUGAAGCUUCACUGAUGUGGCCUGGAUGCGGGCUCUGGCAAUAGGAACACACACUCAAAGUGGGUAUAACUCACUACGUAACUAUACAUACAGUCUUUACUUGAAAUCCAAUGUUCGGGAUGUAACUGAUGGUCCCAUACCGGCGAUAGCGCUAUUUAACACCAGGCUCGGCUAAGGUGCUGGUCCAUGCCGCUGUUCUUUCUCACCUAGACUACUGCAAUCCCCUUCUCAGUGGUCUUAUGUGUUCCCAGAUUGCACUGCUGCAAUCUAUAAUAAACACGGCGGCGGGGCUCAUUUUCCUGUCCACCUGCACCUCCCCCCUCUGUCAGUCCCUACAUUGCCUUCCAGUUAUAUAUAGGACUCAAUUUAAGAUUCUGGUGCUUGCUUACAAGUCCCCACAUAAUGCUGCUCCAACCUACCUAUCCUCCCUAAUACACAAGAAUUGUCCCGUUGAGGCCCCUGCGCUCUGCCAAAGACCUACAUCUAUCCUCUAUCUGUACUCCCACAUCUGAUGCUUGCCUCCAAGACCUCUCCAGGGCUGCACCUUUUCUGUGGAACUCCCUUCCCUUCACCGUUAGACUUUUACACAGUCUCCACUCCUUAAAAAAAAAUCCUUAAAAACACACUUCUUCAGGAAAGCAUAUCAUUUAAACUGUUAGCGGGUUUUUAUCAUUUAUAAAUAUUAAAAUAAUAAUAAGAAAGUUCCUCUCUCUGAAGCACUGCUAAAACUGUAACUCACAUAAUAGACCCAUACAAUAUAUUGGAUUAAGACCAGUCCUACACUAUACCACUAUACCAUGUUGCCUGGCUCUUCAUUCACAGCUUACAUGUUUGCAGACCAGGUUAAAGCUUUCCUUUUUUCUUUGUAAUGUUGUAAAUGUAAGGUGUAACAACCUUUUGCAGUUGUCAUGAGCACCUAUGGUGCACACUAAUUAUUUGCACCCCCCAUAUUAAUAUGCAAUGUAGAAAGCGAAGUGCCAAAUGUCGGGAUUCCUGCGAGCCUCCGUAUCCUUCUAAACAAUAUUGUUUUCUCAUAACUCUUUACUUUGUUCAUACAUGUCAUGUCUUUCUUAUCUGUGCAAACUCAAUAAAAAUUCUGAUUUACAAAAGAAAAGAAAGAGGGGAAAAAAAGAGAGAAAAUGGGAAUAAAUGGUGGUGUUAUUAGCCACUGACCAUCACAUGGUGAAUAAGGCAUAGAUGUUCCCUUUUCUCAUGGUUUUAUAUAUUAUACUUAUUUUGGGAAGGUUGUGACCACUGAAAUCCUUAGCUGUCAGUGGUCAGAAAAAGUAACUGUGGUUCCCUGUUGUGCAAUCCUCAGAGAUCAAAGAAGAGUUUAGCAUAGUUUUUAAUGGACUUUCCAGAUUUGCCACCUGAUCAAAUCUCACGUGGCUGCUCACACACUGAAUUCCUUCCAAAGAUGGUGGUAUUAAAAGCAUCUGGGAUUUGGGCGCAGUUUGCAACCACAUUGGAAAAACUGUGAUCACUUUUUCUGCGGCUCACUAAAUUGAGCUUUUUUUUCUGUUAAAAUGUUGAAGAAACAAUUAUACACAAUGAAAACUCAGCAGUGAAUGGUGUCAUCUGUUAGAGGAACAUGAUGAAGACAGAUGUUUUCCAUUGUAAGUCACAGGCAGACGCCUUCUGCAGCAUCCCUGCUCAUUAAUUAUCUGUCACCAUCCAUGAUAACUACAUACCUAAGUGAUGAUCCGUUUCAAUUCAAAUAAUCUAAUUGAUUUUUGAACAUACAUAUACAGGUUUUAGUAACCAUUAAAGGUUUUGAUGGAUUUGAUUAAUAUUUCGAUUGUGAAUUUUGCUCUGUGACAUACAGUACAAUUUACAGCCUAAAGUAGUACGAUUUACAUAGAUAUAUUUGUAAUUAAUGAAUGUGUUGCCUUUUUUGCUGUGAGUGAUGAUAACGAACAUAAAAUUGUAUUUUUUAGGUAUUGCUAGCUUCUAUUCCUAGCAAUAAAGCUAUUGGUACUUCAUUUUUUUGCCUUACCAAAACUUAAAGAAUUUACCAGGAUGAACCCACUCCUUAAAUGAACACUAUAUGCACCAGACCACUUCAUUUAAAUUCUGAGCAUGCGCAUAAGGUUCCCAAUGCUCCUCUGUGAGGAGCAUUGGAUUGGACAUUGCGGACAUCAUUGGAGGAAUAAGGAUUUAAUCACCUUGUUCCUUGGCGCUGCUGUUCAUAGCAAAUCCUCAUUUAUUUAUUUAUUUAUUUAUUUCUACGUGGGCUGUGUGUUUAUCUACCAGUAGUGGGGCUAGAAGGCUUGAAGUCUUGUAAAUUUGAUGCAGAAUCGUCAGAAACAGAGAAUAGCAUUACAGUUAUUUCCUAAACCUCUGGCCAAUUGUCUAUUUAUGAGCCCAGUCUUUCAAACCAUAUCAAGGAAGAUAACACUUUUGGAAGCAUCACCCUAACAGUAUGGUUUAAAGACUUAAAGACCUACUAAUGACAGCAAAUCUAGUCAGUGAAUUAGCACACUCUGUGCUCCUUGUUUCGUUAUCAACUUGUGUUGGCUAUUUGUCAGUUUUAUAGAUGCACAACAGAUAACAUCUUUUUUUUAAAAAUAUUUUUAUUAACCUGCUUUUAAAUCAGUUUGAGGAGGUGAAAUUAUGUAUGCAAGGGAGUUCAUAUGGUGGACUAACUUGGCAGAGGGAGGGAGAGAACCUCACCUGGAAUCUGGAUUUACCACAAAAGGAAUCAAACAAAGGGCUGUUGUAAAAAAUGUUUGUCUUGUCUUGUCUGUUAGUUCAGUAAAGGGACACUCCAUUUAAAGAAAAGUACGAGAACAGGCACUCCGUCUGAUACUGGAGGGUGUGUGCGCUCGCUCCCUGUGGUGAAAACUGUAAUUGCAGACAAUUACUAUAGCUGCCGGGUUCACUUACCCAAGAAACAAUUGUUAAAGCAGAGUGAGAGAGGAAGCCCAGGGUGUUUCUCAACGCAUUUUCUCUUCAAAUCAGCACUCAAAUAAGACAAGGAGGACCUCCUAAUCAUCUGUAAAGCUAUAGAUGAUUCCAGUAAGCAUGAACCAUCUUGCAUAUCAUGUUAUGGGUAUACACAAGGCAAAAUGAGACAGCAUCUUGGUCCAGAUGAACCCACAAUGUUGUGACUUGAGUUAAUGACAGGACUAUUACUCUUGAUAGGCUUAAACGUAUUACUAAAUUGCAAUCUUUAAAGGACCACUAUAGUGCCAGGAAAACAUACUAAUUUUCCAGGCACUAUAGUGCCCUGAGGGUGCCCCCACCCUCAGGGUCCCCCUCCCGCCGGGCUCUGGGGAGAGGAAGGGGUUAAAAUCUUACCUUUCUCCAGCCCCGGGCGGGGAGCUCUCCUCCUCCUCUCCUCCAUAGCGACGUCAUCGGCUGAAUGCGUAUGCGCUGCAGGAGCCACGCGCGCAUUCAGCCAGUUCAUAGGAAAGCAUUUACAAUGCUUUCCUAUGGACGCUGGCGUCUUCUCACUGUGAUUUUCACAGUGAGAAGCACGCAAACGCGUCUAGCGGCUGUCAAGAGACAGCCACUAGAGGCUGGAUUAACACUAUUUUAAACAUAGCAGUUUCUCUGAAACUGCUAUGUUUAUUUAAAAAAGGGUUAAUCCUAGAUGGACCUGGCACCCAGACCACUUUAUUAAGCUGAAGUGGUCUGGGUGCCUAUAGUGGUCCUUUAAGUUUGGAUGAAUAAAUUGCAAUCUUUAAGUUUGGAUUCCAAUAUUGUUGAAUGGGUAAGGCAGUGGCUGAGUGACAGGCAACAGAGGGUUGUAGUCAGCGGAGUAUAUUCGAAGUUUGGGCUUGUCACCAUUGGGGUACCUCAGGGAUCUGUACUUGGACCAAUUCUCUUUAAUAUUUUUAUUAGUGAUAUUGCAGAAGGUCUUGAUGGUAAGGUAUGUCUUUUUGCUGAUGAUACUAAGAUAUGUAACAGGGUUGAUGUUCCAGGAGGGAUAAGCCAAAUGGCAAAUGAUUUAGGUAAACUAGAAAAAUGGUCAGAGUUGUGGCAACUGACAUUUAACCCCUUAAGGACACAUGACGGAAAUAUUCCGUCAUGAUUCCCUUUUAUUCCAGAAGCUGUGUCCUUAAGGGGUUAAUGUGGAUAAGUGCAAGAUAAUGCAUCUUGGACAUAAAAACCCAAGGGCAGAGUACAGAAUAUUUGAUAGAGUCCUAACCGCAACAUCUGAGGAAAAGGAUUUAGGGGUGAUUAUUUCUGAUGACUUAAAGGGAAUCAGAAAAUGUAAUAGAGCAGCAGGAAAUGCUAGCAAAAUGCUUGGUUGUAUAGGGAGAGGUAUUAGCAGUAGAAAGAGGGAAGUGCUCAUGCCAUUGUAUAGAACACUGGUGAGACCUCACUUGGAGUAUUGUACUCAGUACUGGAGACCGUUUCUUCAUAAGGAUAUUGAUACUUUAGAGAGAGUUCAGAGAAGGGCUAUUAAACUGGUUCAUGGAUUGCAUGAUAAAACUUACCAGGAAAGGUUAAAGGAUCUUAACAUGUAUAGCUUGGAGGAAAGACAAGACAGGGGGGAUACGAUAGAAACAUUUAAAUACAUAAAGUGAAUCAACACAAUAAAGGAGGAGACCAUAUUUAAUAGAAGAAAAACUACCACAACAAGAGGACAUAGUUUUAAAUUAGAGAGACAAAGGUUUAAAAAUAAUAUCAGGAAGUAUUACUUUACUGAGAGGGUAGUGGAUGCAUGGCAUAGCCUUCCAGCAGAAGUGGUAGAGGUUAACACAGUAAGGAGUUUAAGCAUGCAAGGGAUAGGCAUAAGGCUAUCCUAACUAUAAGAUAAGGCCAGGGACUAAUGAAAGUAUUUAGAAAAUUGGGCAGACUAGUUGGGCAGAAUGUUUCUUAUCUGCCAUAACAUUCUAUGUUUCUAUGUUACUCCAAGUAUUGCAAGCUACAUUCUUUUUUAGGGAAAGUGAGCUUUAGUGACAAGUUCUGCGGAACUUGUUUUUCUACAAAAAUCAUUUAACCCCUUAAGGACACAUGACAUGUGUGACAUGUCAUGAUUCCCUUUUAUUCCAGAAGUUUGGUCCUUAAGGGGUUAAAGAACCACUAUGGGCACCCAGACUACUUCAGCUUAAUGAAGUGGUCUGGGUGCCAGGUCCCUCUGGGUUUAACCGUGCCUGCUGUAAACAUAGCAGUUUCAGAGAAGUGUUUAACUCCUUCCUCUCCAUCCAGCAGGGCGGGAGUGGGACCCUGAGGGUGGGGGCACCCCUUGUUUUCCUGGCACUAUAGUGGUCCUUUAAGUACUGUCAACAGACUCACAGCAAAUCUUUAGAAACAUAUAUUAGGUUGGUUGAAACUAGAUAAUGCAAAAUAGAUAAGUUAUUAAUUCAUCAUGCACAAAAAAGAGUCCUGCGCUCAGACUCCCACUAGUCCUGGAUGGCAGCAAUGACCACAGCACACAUCAGCCAUACAUACAAUAAAAAACAUAUAAAAGUUACUUGCGCAAUAUUCCAAAUCCCUAUGCAUAGGGAUUUGGAAUAUUGCGCAAGUAACGUUUUUCUUUGGUAUUAAUUUAUCAUAUCAAUGUUUAUCCUACAAUUAUCUGUGAAUGCAUGGACUUCCUCAGGGUAACAACAAUCCGUCUGUUAUUCAGAGUUAUGAAUACAGGAUUAUUGUGCCCCUGAGGACGUUAUGAAUACAGAUGGAUUAUUGUGCCCCUGAGGAAGUCCAUGCAUAUGGAAGAAACGCGUAGGGCUUAAACUGUAUUAUAUUAUUCUUUCAUUUGUUAUUUAUUUAUUUUAAGUAUUUGUUUACAUCGCCAUUUUUAAUUUGUAUGCUGCUGCUCCCGACCUUCUGAGGAUCCUGUCUGGAAUGAGGACCCAGUGGUUAUGGUGAUAUGCCUAUUAUUUUAACCAUCUUGUAAGUAGAUUCAAUAAAUUGUUCAUUUUGGAUAUAAGAAGAUGUACUCUAUGUGUCCAUUCUUCUCUCUCCCUAUGUAUGCUUUGGAUAUGGAGUAAAAGAAAAUAGAAGAAAACAAUAUUGGAGAAGCUUAAGGCCUUCCAUCAUUCAAUUUUCUGUGAGUGCAACAUUGAAUAGCCUUUAAGCUCCCCCCUGACCUUAUUACACUAUUUUAGUUUUUUCUUGUUGUAGAUGUUCUUGUGCGUAUAGAAUCUGAAGCAGCCUGUUGUGCAAUUGACAUUCAACUAAGAGUGAAUGAGACCUAAAUGUUUUAAGUAAACGCACUUUGCGUAAAAUUACAGCCUUUUUUUCAUAAACUCUGUCCUGGCUGAGAUUAUCAAUGACGAUAGUCUCAGACAAUCUAAUGUUUCCCCAUGUACAGAAAUAUUGGGGGGCUAGACUUCCGUACACAUUAAACAAUAGAGAUAAAAGAUACUCUCUCCCUGUCAUAGAAUGACUCUGUGCACAUUAAACAAUAGCAGUAACAAUCAUCAUCUCCUUCUAAACAUGCAUUAUUUCAAUCUAAUAUUCAUUUUUUUUUCUUCCUUCUACAGAAAUUUCCAGUAAAUGUUUAAAGCAAAUGGCUAAAAAGAAGAAAAAAAAACCUUAAGAAAAGCUUUACGCAAACUUUUUCUCUGAAUGUUUGCACAUAAAAUACAGGGAAAAUACGGGAAGAUUAGUACGUAGAAUUGCCUAAUUUGUUUAGUCAGCAUUACAGCAUUCCUUUUUAUGCCUGGAUUUUGAAAAAACUGGCACACAGACAUUUCUAAUAAAAAAAAUAAAAUAAAAAAAAUCCAAGUAAAUGGUUGUUGUGCUUUGUGUUUAACUGUGAGGUCUUAAGGUUACAAUCAUUGUUGGACUACAGGGAUCAUCUUGAAGCAUAAAUAGAAGUUCCUCCCUUUUCUCUUCACCAGAAUAACUCAGCUGCCAGCAAACCCAGGUGCUCCUUAGACUAACAGAAGACUACAGGACACAAGCUGUAAGUAUCAGUCAAGUUUCUUAUGUCUGUGUGUGUACAGAAUAUGUCUACAUCAUACAAUGGUACCAUACAACUUUGCUAGCUUGUAUUUUAAUUUGUAUUAAACACAGUUUUGCUUUAAUUUAUUUUUACAAUCAGAUCUCCAGUUUAUUAUACUGCACAUUAUUUAUGGACUGUAGUUUUCAAUAAAUUCAAGAUUUUGGGAGUCACAACUGCAAAAAUCUAUAGUAAUUAAUCGUUUCACUUAUAUAUUUGCACAAUAAGAAUUUUGUGAAACAUUGUUUUCCUAACUCAUUUUCAUGGGAGAUGAUGAUGCUUGCCAUUCUGUUAACCAAAUGUUUUACUGAGAGUUGAUAAUGUUUGCUGUGCGCAAUGUUGAAUUUUGGCAAGCUUACUGCUGUGAGUGUAAUGUAGUAAAAGAAAAAUAUUGAGUUGUGUGUUUAUUUUUUUUUAUGUGCAGAAAAUGGACAACAUGAUUCUGGUCUCUAACUUCUGCAGUCUUUUUUUGAUUGUUUUAUCAAUCGUGGGUUAUUCCAGCUGUCUUCCUCGAAGUGAAGAAUCUAUUUGUACAGCAGAGGAGCUUGCUAAGUAUAGUAUAGUUUUUACUGGCAAAUGGAGUCAAGCUUCGUUCCCUAAACAAUAUCCCCUGUACAGGCCCCCUGCUCAGUGGUCACCACUUCUCGGUAAGUGAUUAAUACUCGCAGAUGAAAAUGAACAGAAUAUUUCAAGACGUAAGCUAAGAGUUAAUUGUGGAAAGUGUUAAGUAACUGGUUCCGUUCCAUUCCAAUAUGCAAGAACGCAAGAGGAAAAUUCAUGGAAGGGCUCCUAGCUACAGCAAUUAGCAUUUCAAUUCGGAUUACCAGGCCAAUCAUGGUUUUUCCAAGUACUGUUUCUGGGAAUCUAUAUUGAACUGUUUUGAGUAUUAGAGUGGGUGAGGGAUGCACUGAAAGAUUGACUGUGUGAAAGCUGGCAGGGUUACACAACCUGUGGUUGCUUGCAAUAAUCUAAUAGGACCUUUAUUUAUUGGGAAUUUAUAUUUUUAUAUUAAUAAGCAUAGGUAUUUAACGUAAGCCUAGAAGGGAGAUUAUAUUGGUUUCCUGCUAUUUGCUUUCAAUAUUGUGCAGUUUUAAAACAAAUAGCUCAAUAGCUAUGAUUGUAAGUUAGAAUUAAACUGGCUAUUUUGGAUAUAUAAGAGUGUCUGCAUUGCUUGUGAAGAUUUUUUUUUUUUUUUAAACUAGGGUAUAAGCAGUGACAAUGCUUCCCUGAAAACAGCAUCUAAGAAAAAACACGACUGUUCAUGUGCUUCUUUAACCCCUUAAGGACCAAACUUCUGGAAUAAAAGGGAAUCAUGACAUGUCACACAUGUCAUGUGUCCCUAAGGGGUUAACUGUGUAAUGACUCACCUCAUGGAAAUGUAUAGAAUGAUAGACAAAGUAAUAUUAUGUUAAUGUUUAAUGAAUCCCAUUAUGGAAAUGUAUAGAAUGAUAGACAAAGUAAUAUUAUGUUAAUGUUUAAUGAAUCCCAUUAUGGAAAUGUAUAGAAUGAUAGACAAAGUAAUAUUAUGUUAAUGUUUAAUGAAUCCCAUCAUGGAAAUGUAUAGAAUGAUAGACAAAGUAAUAUUAUGUUAAUGUUAUUAUUAUAUUAAAUAAUCGCCCAUGUGUUUUGUAGCUCAUCCAGCCUAUUUUUUUUUUAAUCAUGUUCCACUAACAGUUUUUGUGUUUUAUUAUGCAAACCUGUUGAUAACAGAUAUUUUAAGUGAUUUGACCCAUACAUAAGCAGGGUGUAUGUACAGUACACUGUGUGAUCAGUUGUUAUAGUCUAUAUGUGCCAUACACCAGUUAGAUAAGAUCUGCUUUAGCAGAUGUAAUCACUUUGUAUGACCUACAUGUACUUACUCUGGCAGUCCAUCAAAACCAAUGUGAAAGCAUUGCUGUAAAAAGCUGCAUCCACUGUUAAAGAUAGUAUUUAAGGGGUACUUCAAGCACUAGGACCUCUGACAGUGUCAUUGGGGUGUCAUUAGCCAGCCCACAGCUAUAGGCAGAACCACCAUGUGCUGUACAAAUGCAAGUCCAGCAACCUUGUAGGAGCCAAAUGGCAAGUCCAGUUUACUGGCAACUCCAGAAACAAUGUUUUAGGGCCAUCGUAGCUAUACAUUGGCAAGCUCAGAAAUCAUUUUGCAAGACCUUCAUCAUGCACCUUACAUUGGGAGACCCGGGAAUCAAGUGGCAAGAACGCCCAAAAAUCUGAGUUGCUACAUUUGUAAGAAUAGCCUGCAGUUAGUUACAUUGUGUGUACAUUGAGAAUCAAAGGAAGUGUGUAGGAAUACAUACAUUAACUAUAAUAUAUGAACUUGUGAAUUACACAUCUGAAACACAGAAAUUGAGCAUUCAACCAUAUGCAAAUGUGCCAAGCAGUUUAGAUUACACGGUUUGUGUUAUUGUGGAUGAAAACUAGUAAACAAUGAAAAAUGCAAUGCACUGUGGUUACGGACAUGUAUGUUGAUGACCUCAGACUUUUUCCAGCUGUGAAAAACUAUUUGGAAUUCUGACACACAGCUGGAAACUUACAAAUUCCAUUCAACAUUUUUCCUUAAACAACAAUCUCUAUACAAAAAAAAUUUCUACUUUUUCAUGACACAAGACUAAUUCUGUUAUUUUUUUCUGCUUGGUAGUUAAGAGAUUAAAGUGUUACUUCAAGAAUCAUAACCACUACGUCCCUGUGUAGUGCUUAUGAUGUGAGGAGUACCCUUUCCCCAUUUUCUGGUAACAAGGCAAACAGUUUUGCAACAGUUAGCCCUCUUACCCGGGUCCCUGCAGGUCAAGUGACCUGCAUUCACAUUCUACAGAGCUACUGAAGCCGGAUGCCGUUGUCAUUCAUUGGUUGAGAGCAUUAGCUGAUAAUGCCAAUGAAUGUAACACAGUGCAUAGAAAUAUGCACAGAAUUGACUUCCGCCUAAUGACGCAGCCAGAGAUGGAGUUGGAGUUACACCUCCAGCAACAAAGUUAAACUCAGUAUGUGCAGCAUUUCAUAACAAUAUACUGAACAUACAGACUCCAGGCACCAUGACAAAUUUUAAUCACUGAAGUGGUCAUAGUGCUUAGAGAAACCCUUUUAAAUAUUCCCAUUUAGCUACUUCCAUACUUUAAUUAGGUCAUUGUUAAAUUUCACUUAAUCCAUCCGGCAGCGGCAACUUGUUUUGCCCCUAUCUUGCGAGAUACAAAAUGACAAACAAGUGUCUUAUCCUCAUUUUAUUUAAUCAACUAAAUUUAAACAGAUCGCUUACUAUGUAUUUGAGUAUUGGUUUUGUAUCAUAUGCCAUGAAUAAUUCCAUAUUAUAUGUAAUGUGGCUAUUUCUACUAAGUACGCAUAUAGUUAAAUUGACUACUUUGUACAAAAUCUCAAGUUCACGAACAGAGGGACGGAAACUUAUCAAACUGUUCAGUUUAAGAAAGCACAGCACGUGACUUUUUUGGUAAUAAUAUAUGUGCCAAUGUAUUCCUACGACAGGAGCGACUCACAGUUCAGACUACCACAUGUGGAAAAAACAUGAGCCGGCCAGUAAUGGAGUGCGUGAAUUUGCAGAAAAAGGUGAAGCCUGGUCACUGAUGAAAGAAAUAGAAGCAGCUGGUGAAAAAAUUCAAAGUGUGCAUGGCAUCUUUUCAACAGGUUCCAUUACCAGUGGGACAGGACAAGCAUCAACCGAGUUAGAAGCACAUUCAAGACACCCAUUUGUAAGUACAGCAGCCCACCAGUGGUGGCAUUGGCUGGGCUCCUGUUUUCUAACACAGCACCUCUCUUCUUACGUGUUUAUAUGCUAAAUUGCAUAUGCCUAUCCUUAUUCCUUAGCUGCAGUAUGAUUGCUAAAUAGUGAAGAAACCUAUAGGAAAUCUGGGGUCAGUAGAAAAAGCUGUAAAAUGCAUUUUUGCUCAUACACACGUUUCCCCAUCACUCAGCCCAUGAGCUUCCCUUCACUGUUACAUUGCCUGCAGGAAGGACGCAACCCUUUAAUGGUUGGGCACGUUAUUAGUGAUGCAAGUUGUGCCAGUGACACACCACCAUGCAGCUCUGUGCUCGUCUCAGAAUUACCAAAGCUGGGUAGUAUGUUGCCUGUGAUGUGUAGAUGUGUAAAAAUUAUGCUCUCUUGUCCUAAUGGGUGUUCUGCUAGACACAUGGUGGAGCACUAGCACAAAGCAGUUCUAGUACAAAGUAGAACUGGACAAACAUUUCAGUCAAGUAGUUGCCAAUUUUAACCUCUUUUUCAGUGUUCAAUCAUUUACCAUUAUUAGCUUGAUUGCCUGUUAAAGGAACACUAUAGUGUUAAGAAAAAUGUAUUCCUAACGCUAUAGAGCCCUAGUCCCCGUUUAGGUGACAAGGGCCCCGUUCCUCAGCACUGGUGACCUCUCCUCCUCCAUUGACGUCAGCUUCCGAGUGGAGCCGAAUGCGCAUGCGUGGCCAGAGGUGUGCGCUCAUUCAAACCCCCCCCCCCCCCAUAGGAAAGCAUCAAUCAAUGCUUUCCUAUGGGGAUCUUUUUUGACAAUGGACUCCGUGAGGACGUCCCAGCGUCUAAUAAGUGUGAUUUAAUCGCGGAAGCGGCCUUCUCUGAAACUGCUAUGUUUACAUGUGAAGGGUUAAAACGUGAAGGACCUGGCUCAUUGAGCUGAAAUGGUCUGGGUGCCUAUAGUGGUCCUUUCAUUUUUAGUCAUUAAAGUGCAAUAAUUUUUCUCAAAGCUUAGUGCUGAUUUGGACUCUCCAGAUGCACCUGAGGUGCCUACAGUAAUUUGCUGGAUUUCUGUUAAUUUUACAGAAACACACAGAAUACUAUUACAGAGCAUCACAUCACAGCACACUGAUUAUUCUGUGCCUAAGGGCUCCUUUUACUGCAAAGAGAGUUGCAAGGAGUUCAGAACUGACUUGCAAAUUAAGGUCAAUAGAAUCAUCUUUGCUGCACAGGAUAUAUUCUCCCCUAAUUCAGAUAUGUAAAUGUUUUGUAAUUUUACUUUAUUGAAGUAUUUGCUCAUAGGACAAGACAUGUGAACAAUGUCAACAACGUUAUGUGACAAGAUAUGCAGUAGUAGCAUAAAUGUUACCUCAUUCUUGAAUAAAGAAUAGAAUCAAAGUGAAUUAUGAGUACAAUCUUAAGCAAAAUAAUAAACAUUAAUUGUAGUUCUCAUAAUAUAUCAUACUGCGAAGAUAAGUUAGGAAUAUCACUAGGUGCUAAGCACUAAAGAAAAAGCUGAAAAUUUACAUAUUAUGAAUUGAGAGGCUAAUAUAGGCAAGAGCAAUGUCUCUGGCCAAAACAGAGGUAGGAACUCAGCAAAUGCCAACCAGGCAGGGUUCUCUACCGUGAUGAGACAGUCAUUAAAUUCCACAGUAGGUCACCAUCCAGUCCCAGUCUCUUACAAUCCAGCACACUAUUCUCACAGUUUCAGUUGUAUUUGGUGAACAGUGCAGGAUUUGGGAUUUCCCCCAAAGUGCAGCCACCGGUACUGAUUGAGGGCCUCCUCAGGAUGUGAACUGUGCAGAGGGAAAUGAUCCCAUUUGGACUGCGGCCUAGUGGUGAUAAAGCAGGUAACUGGUGCCCCAGUAUUUAGGUCUCUUCUGCCAUGUCAUGUCAGGACUAUUCAGAACAGGCAAUGAUUGGUAGUGUGUUCGUGAAGAUAAAGGCCGGGUCAGCAUAGGCCCCUUCGCUCGCUGGCUUAGUGUGGCCUAAAACUGUGACCACAGUCUAUCAAAGGCCUGUGUUAGUUUCUCCUCAUGAGUGGUCCAAAUCACAGGAGCAUGUGGAGGUGUAGAUUUCUGAGCAGCAAAUCUUAAGAAGUAGGCCUCAGACGAUCGACUUUUCAUGGUUUCAAAAACACUCGGCAGAGAUCACGCCAGCAGUGGAGUACAGUAUAUCCCCCACAGGUUCAAAGGGGGGACAGGGCAGGGCUCAAAGAGAGCCUGGAAGAACUCUUGGCAGAGGAUCGGCUGCGACCCCCUUCUCAAGUAUGUCCGCAGCCACUGAGACAAUCUACCCUCUAAUGUGGCUUUGUUAUCCCAUACAUUUAGAGCAGGGUUACAUUUGAACCAAAAAAAAACCUGUUUGAACAUUUUGAAAUAUAGGUUUUUCCUAAGGAGCACCAGCUACAAACUUCUGUCUUAGAUGGCAGUCAGCAGCCCCCCCCCCCCACCCACAGUUCAGAUAUUUUAGUUUGCAAGUUAGUUAAAAGCUUAUUCUGCAGUGAAUACAUUCCGACGUUACAGAGGCUCAUAUAAGGAAACAUGUCUAACAUUGUACUUCUCCUAAUGAACCAAAAAACUAAAUUGCAGUACAUGUAUCAUAAAGGGGACACUAAGCACCAGAACCACUACAGCUUAAUGUAAUGGCUCGGGGGGAAAGAGACUGUCCCUGCAGCUUUAGCAGUGACAAAGUUCCUUUUCUUAGUAAAUACAUUGUUUGCAUUGCUGCUGGAUGACACCUCUAGGGUUUGUACCUCGGACAGCCACUAGAGAGGGUCCUGGUUUCGGUCAUGCUUCUCUGUAUGGAAAUGCCAAACGCUUACCAUAGAGAUGUAAUUAGUCGGUGCAUCUCGAUGGGGAGGUGCUGCAUGGCGCAGUGCAGCAAUUGCCACACAUGUGCUAUGCGGAAGCAUUACGGUUGUUGGAAUCAUCAGUAAUGAUGAUCUCACCCAGAGGAGGAGCAGCAACUGCACAAAGAUUGGAAGAAAGGUAAGUGAGGGCCCAAUUAUCAAAAUAGCUAGUGUAACACUCCUAACAUUAAUGUGUUUCUAUAAACAUGUAUUUUCCCUUUUGAAAGAUUGUAUUAACAGAUUUCAACUGACCUUCAUCUGUCAUUUUCCUCCUAAAUUAGGUGUCCUUCAUGGUGAGAAUUGUGCCAAGCCCUGAUUGGUUUGUGGGAGUUGAUAGUUUAAAUCUCUGCAAUGGAAAUCAAUGGAAACAAAGUGUAACAUUAGACCUUCAUCCGUACGAUGCCGGAACAGAUAGUGGAUUCACAUUUUCAUCCCCCAAUUUUGCUACAAUCCCACAAGGCACUGUUACAGAGGUGUGUUAUAUUUAUAUAUCACAAAAAUGCCUAGACCAGCAGUAAUGGCUAACGUUGGCACAUCAGAUCAUUCCGGACUACAUUUCUCUUGAUUUGCAUCUAGCCUCUAGACUGACAAAACACCACGAACAAUGUUGUUCAAUCUCACCUAAAGUGCAAAAAUUAGCCAUAACAGCCUGACAUUUUAUCUUUAGGUGACGGCACAUUUAUAUUUCAAUAUCACUGAGAGUAAGCAAUAUUGGAUAUUAUUAAUACUUUUAUAUCAUAGUAUAGAUAUUUAGUAAAGAUCUUUAUAAGCAUGUUAUCCCUUUUGUCAUGUUAUGUAAUUUGUGAUAUAAAACAGCCUGACUUACAGAAGUGAUUACAAUCCUUGUUUCACAAGUACAAAUAUACCAAGCCAUUAGUAUGGGUGGUAAUUAGUUGCGGUUUAUCUUUUCUACUUAUAAUUACAGCAAUCCAUCUUUAUGGAUAAAAUGUUUGAGCAUGAUAAAUAAUCAAUAAACAAGAGUCUAUUAAUAAAGAGUUCACAUUUUGUAGCUCAGAAUGCAAUAUGAAUAAAGAUCAGAUUGUUAGAAGUCCAGAUGUUUGCAUUUAUCUGAAUUACAUAAUUUAACAUACCAAAACCUAUUAAGUCCUGUGACUAGGGCAUUUUGGUACCUGUGUAACCUGCAGGUGCCCACUUGGACAAGAUACUUUUCAUUAUUAACAAGUCAAUUUAAAAUGUGUAUAUUGAUUAACCAGACUCUAAAUACAUUAUUAUCUUUCUUUUUGAUUCAUUCACAGAUUACAGCUUCAUCUCCAAGUCAUCCUGCAAAUUCAUUUUUCUACCCCAGGCUUAAGAAUUUACCACCCAUUGCAAAAGUGACGUUUACUAAAAUAAAGGGUAGGAUUGUGUCCUUCCUGGACAUACAAUCUAAUGUGACCGUAACAGGAAACGAGAUAGAAGAGAAUGCCUCAGGUAAAUAAUGGUAUAUUUUAUCUGCCUAGGUGUAACUUCAGGUUUAGACAUCAAAAUAAUGGUAAAAGGUGCACUGAGAAUGCAAGGGAAUGGUGUUCCCAUACUAUAUUUGAAACACUUUUUUGUUUAAAGUGACACUGCAGGUACUGUAAGUCUUCAUCUCAUUGAAGUGGUUGUAUUGUCUGGAGUCCCCUGUCGCUGUCCUUCCAUUCAACAUUUAACCAUUUUAAUGUUUUAAUGCUAAAUAAGAGUCCCCAGCAGCCCAUGCUCUCUGUGCUCCUUGGGCUAAUGACGAAGUAUCUGACUGACUGUGUCAGAUGAUGAAUUUUAAUCUAUCACAGCAACCACUGCUGGCACUAAUUUGUAUUGCUAGAAGAAAGUGUGUAAUCACUGCCGUAGUCAUACCUUUGGAGAUUGGAGAAAAGAAAAAUGAUUGGUGGAGAAAUACAUAAGUAUAGGAGAUGUAGGACCGAGACACAAAUGGUAAUGGAUAUGAAAGAAGACAACCUGGGGGUGGGGGGGAGGGGGGGGGGGUUAUAAUGGAGGAAAGGAAACAGGUUAAAAGAUCCAAGUGGGGGAUAAAUGGAAAUAUAUGUGGUCAGAGGAGGAACACAUGGGAAUGAAGUCAGGUUGUUCAAGUUAAUGGAAAACAAAAGCAAUGAUAUUUAUCACACUUACAUACACCCGUGCAAUCACACACUGUUCAAACACAUACAUCCAUUCUUUACACACUGACAGCUUUGCUUAAAGCUCUGAGCUGUGCAGGGUUUACUAGGUAUGCUUAUCAGUUUCACUGAAAUAGUGAUGACUAGCACAGGAUGCCAGAGACCAGCUACUCAUUAACCCCAGGUGCAACUCACAAAUUAAAUGUAAUAAUGCAAACACAGGAAUUUCAAAGGAGGUCUAUUUGUACAUGACAUUUUGUUAUAUAUUAUAUCCCUUUAAGAAGGCCAAGAUGUUGAUACAUUUUUACACUUAUUUAUUAGGACUAGAAGAGAUACAUUUUUGAACAGUGGCUAACUAUAUUCCCAUACUACAAAACCAGUAACAUCUCACCUUCUCAUAUCCGAAAUCUUUGGUCUUCUGUAGCCAAUUCAAUGAAAAAGAAUUAAAGGAGAUUUGUGCCUUAACAUGAAAAAAACUAAACAAUAUAGAAAUGUAAUUAGGACUCAUUAAUAUAUUCCACCACAAGGUAAAACAUACAAUGUGUACGGGUUUCUAUUUUAAUUUGCUGAGACGGGGCUCUCCGCUUGUGAAGACACAUCGUUCAAGUAAGGAACACUACAAAUAAAUAAAGCGCUUCAGCUUGCAGAAUUACUGUGUGUGGCUGUAGUUUUUCAAGUUUAUAAAAAUACAGAUUUCAACUGGGGCAGAAACACCUCCCCGGUUGUCAAAUAGCCAGAGAGGCUUUCUUCCACCUAUGUUAGCUCCACAGGUGUGCUAGAUUAGAGCAUCCCUGCCUUGCCCCUUCUCAAUGAACGGUACUACAGCUCAGUGAGAAGCAUUGGAAAGCAACAAUCAUUGGUGAAAUCCCUGGCACAGAUUAAAAGUUUAUUCCAGUGGAUGAGGGGAAGGCUUGGGAAGGCAUUAGGUGUGCAGCUUUUACUAUGUGUUUUUUCAUAUACACCCAAAGUGAAGGACAUUCACUUGAACAGAAAAGGCACGCUGUGCAUGUACAUGCCACACAGUUAAUUAGAUGGCUCAUCAUCGUACAAUUACUUGAAUGGAGCAAUGGAUGUUGUAGACUUAUUCAUUUAAGACAAAAUGAAACAACUCAGUGAAUAGGCAGAUAUAUAAAAUGAGAAUUUGAAGAACAACAUUCUAGCGCCAUAAAUACCACUAUAAGCUGUAGUUUUAUGGUGUUUGCAGUGUCCGUUUAAUGAGUUUGUAAUUUUUUCCUUGCUUCGUUAUUAUAUACAUUUGCAAAUUUAGUUUUUAAUUAACAGUUUAGUGAGCAAUCGUAAUAUUUGUGUUUUAAAAUAAAAAUUGUUCACUUUAAUGUAAUAACAAUGAGUAAAAUGUAAACUUUGAACUUGCCAAAGGACAUUGCUUCUGUGUCUACCAACUAGCCCCAGGCUAUUUCAAAUAAAAUACUACAAAAGUUGAACAUGGGCUUGAAUAAAGCUCCGCUGAUACCACAUUUCUUUAGUUCAUGGAAUAGUCUUCUUAAUUUUAAUUGUACGCUUGCCUUUUGUUCUAUUUUAGAAACACCGCUGGAUUGCGAGGUCUCCGUGUGGUCCCACUGGGGCCUAUGUAAAGGCAGUUGUGGGAGCACUGGAUUUAAAAACCGAACAAGAUACAUCCGAAUGAAAGCUGAAAAUAACGGAACUGCUUGUCCAAAACUUGAUGAACAAAAGGAAUGUGAACCCGAAAACUGUGUAUAGUUUGAAUUUAACACUAGAACAUAACUUAUUUUUAAAAGUAGGAUGAGUUUAUUAGUUAAAAAUAAAAGUACAUUUAACGCAAUAUACCAUGUGAUACUGGUAUUGCCUAUGACAAAGGUUCAUGUGAUAAUAAUCCCUUCUGGAUUGCCUAACAAUUUCAUCAGCUUUGUCUUCCGAUUUUAUGAACUUAUGUAGCACCCUCUUGUGGCAGCAUCUGGAACAUUUUCAACAUCACAAUUAUGCAAAAUUAUAUUACGUGUACAAAUGUAUAUUUAUAUGAGCUCAAAAUACAGCCAUGUCCAUAUUAAAGAACCAUUUUAAUUUAUUCCGUUUUCAAUAUUAUGUUCAAAAGUAAAGACAAACAAGUCAAUGGGACCUGAUGGAAUACACCCAAAGCUAUUAAAAGAGCUUAGUGGUGUACUAGCAAAACCAUUAACAGAUUUAUUUAACCAAUCAUUGUUAACUAGAGUAGUCCCAGAAGAUUGGAAGUUAGCGAAUGUUGUGCCCAUUCACCACAAAGGUAGUUGGGAGGAGUCGGGAGCCUUACUUCAGUAGUGGGAAAAGUAAUGGAAACCAUGUUAAAGGAUAGGAUAGCUGAACAUCUAAAAACACAUGGAUUUCAAGAUCAGAGACAACAUGGGUUUACUUCAGGGAGAUCAUGCCAAACUAAUCUUAUUGAUUUUUUUGAUUGGGUAACUAAAAUAAUAGAUCAUGGUGGUGCAGUAGACAUUGCUUACCUAGAUUUCAGUAAGGAUUUUGACAGUGUUGCACAUACAAGGCUUAUCAAUAAACUGCAAUCUUUAAGUUUGGAUUCCAAUAUUGUUGAUUGGGCAAGGCAGUGGCUGAGUGACAAGCAACAGAGGGUUGUUGUCAAUGGAGUAUAUUUGAAGCUUGGGCUUGUCACCAGUGGGGUACCUCAGGGAUCGGUACUUGGACCCACUCUCUUUAAUAUUUUUAUUAGUGAUAUUGCAGAAGGUCUUGAUGGUAAGGUAUGUCUUUUUGCAAAUUAUACUAAGAUAUGUAACAGGGUUGAUGUUCCAGGAGGGAUAAUCCAAAUGCAAAUGAUUUAGGUAAACUAUAAAAAUGGUCAGAGUUUUGGCAACUGACAUUUAAUGUGGAUAAGUGCAAGAUCAUGCAUCUUGGACAUAAAAAUCCAAAGGGCAGAUGAGUCCUAACCUCAACAUCUCAGGAAAGGGAUUUAGGAGUAAUUAUUUCUGAUCACUUAGGUAGGCAGACAAUGUAACAGAGCAGCAGGAAAUGCUAGCAGAAUGCUUGGUUGUAUAGGGAGAGGUAUUAGCAGUAGAAAGAGGGAAGUGCUCAUGCCAUUGUACAGAACACUGGUGAGACCUCACUUGGAGUAUUGUACGCAGUACUGGAGACCGUAUCUUCAGAAGGAUAUUGAUACUUUAGAGAGAGUUCAGGGAAGGGCUACUAAACUGGUUCAUGGAUUGCAGGAUAAAACUAACAAGGAAAGGUUAAAGGAUCUUAACAUGUAUAGCUUGGAGGAAAGACGAGACAGGUGGUAUAUGAUAUAAACAUUUAAAUACAUAAAGGGAAUCAACACAGUAAAGGAGGAGACUAUAUUUAAAAGAAGAAAAGGUACCACAAUCAGAGGAUAUAGUCUUAAAUUAGAGGGGCAAAGGUUUAAAAAUAAUAUCAGGAAGUAUUACUUUACUGAGAGGGUAGUGGAUGCAUGGAAUGGCCUUCCAGCUGAAGUGGUAGAGGUUAACACAGUGAAGGAGUUUAAGCAUGCAUGGGAUAGGCAUAAGGCUAUCCUAACUAUAAGAUGAGGCCAGGGACUAAUGAAAGUAUUUAGAAAAUUGGGCAGACUAGAUGGGCCGAAUGGUUCUUAUCUGCUGUCACAUUCUAUGUUUCUAUAUUAUUUUUAAAUAGCUGGUAUUACCUUUAUCACCUUGUCACCAUGCAAAUAUAAGAUGCAAGCAGUGAUUUUAGAAAUAGUAUAACCAUUCUAGGACUAAAUUAAUUUUUUUUUAAAUAAAAAAAAUGUACUGAUUCAUUUCUUUUAUGCAGCAGUUUGGUGUCACUUACUGUAAUUAUUAGUCUCUGUGAUAUAUUUUCAUUUUUAUCAUGCAGAUCAGCCCACAUCUAAUGCUUGCAAAGUCAUACAGAACUAUCAAUGAAGUGUUGUUUUGCAUAUACUGAUCUUUACACUUGCAUCAUAUACUGACAAGAGUUCGAGAAUUCAACUAGACAGGUAAAGUUUGAGUAAGAACUUUGAUGUUGGUUUCAAACCCGGCCUGAAAGUUUGAAACUGAUUUAUCAGUUUGAAAUUUGAGGUUCAAUGAAGGAAAAGCUAUUACAGACUGAAAGGAAGUUAGCAAGAAAGACGUUGACAUUUAGAUUGAGUAUAUUGUUUUUAACCGACUCACCUGAUGAAUUCUCAUCAUCCUAGGUACUGCCUUCAGGUACAGUGAUGAAGAUACACUGACAGCAAUGCAAAUGACUCCACUCUACCCCCACCGAUAUAGAGAACUGCAGUAUGAAGUGCAAUAUGCAAUAAGAACCUGCUGGCUGCCACCUCCAAAGUGAGGUUGUUUUAUUUUAUUAACAGCUGUGCAUUUACAAGCACAGUUCUCACAGUAGUCUAUGUGAACCAGGGUCACGGUCUCUCUCAAUCUUUUCAGCCUUUUAAACUGAUGUUUGAUUUUACAAAUUUGUCACGUUUGAGAGGUGGUCCUGUGUGAAUGCCACCAGACUUCACACAUGACUCUUCUCACAUGCCUAUCUUCCUUCCCUUCAGUAGACCUAUCAUUACAUUUCCUAACUACAGAUUUAUUGACCCACUUCACCAAUUAUGAUGUUUCCCUUUAUUGAAGAACACAGUGUUGUUUGAGAUGCCUUAUUCUUGCAUUUUCUGCAUGUUGUGUACAUGCAGGACUUGUCAUUAUCACUACACACACUGGCCUUUACAGUGUAUUGGAUGAAGUUAAUUUAUCUUCAAGCCAACAUUUUCAUGUGCUUUGCAAGCACAUGUUUCUCUGUCUCUUCGCUGGCCAACCUAAAAUGGUUUAAAUUUACAGAAUUAAGCAACUGAAUGGUUGUGCCUGGGAUUCUCAGAUAGAAAUAUUUUAUGUGUCUAUUAAGGCUCUCAUGUGGAACAUCUGGCCCUCUUUAUAAAUCUCCUUUAUUAUGGUGGAGACUGCAUCAUGAAGAAGGAAGUGGCUUACAAGUGUGCACAUUAAUCCUCUCUGGCUGUUAUUGGGUAAUAUUUUCUGGUGAUUCCUUUUCUCGUUUUCUGCUGGACCUCUCUGCCCUACAAAUUGAAAGCAUUACCUGCUUUCUACUGGCCAUCAUCUCAAACAUUUACAGUAUUUUGAUCUGACGGAAGAGAGAUCUUCCCUGCUGAGGUGAGAAUAGCGGUUCUCUUGAUGAUAAUUUUUAUUUUUGUAGAUUUCAAUUAGGUUCUUCCUUGAUGGUAUUGUGCUCAACACAGCUUUGAGCUUUAUUUCACCUAUAGUACCUUUUUGAGUUUUCCCACCACUGUUCUUUCUUCUUUUCAUUAUGUUUCUUUACCAGAGCUAGUAUUCUAGAUUUUUUGAUAUGUGGAAAUAGAAAGGAAGGAUUACAUGAAAUAUAGUAGAGACUAAAUGGCUUACAGUGUGUGUGUGUCCUACAAUAGGGAUUAAAUGGCUUAUAGACCAUGUGUGAGACUCGUGUGGACUUCCUAUAGACUAUAAAUACUAAUUAUUCAAUAAUCUCUCCAACACCUACUCCUUUCUCUCCUUCCUUAUGUACACUUUCAGCAAUUCUAGGUUGUUGUAAACAUUUGCUCUGAAUUGUGUCAGCCUAGCUUUCUCUAAAGCUUUCUUUUUGUCACUAGUUGAUUGUCUGCAACGAAACAGGACAUAAAGCAAAAAUAUCAACAGUUUGUAAAUAAUAUUUAAAUUGAUGGUUCAUGAUAUGCAUUUAAAAAUAGUCUUUAUGAUUAAAUUCUCAUUACCUAAACUAAAAUUCUCUCUACCGCAACUAGCCUUAAAGUGAGAAUAGUGUUGCGGAGAAUGAGGAAACCUGUUUUGCUAAUUAUAUAAAAGCCAUGAAGACGAAGCAAAUGUUUACUCAAUGAGCAUAGACAUUAAUGAAGUAUAUUUUCAUAGGAAAUGUAAAAUGUUUUUUUAAACGUGGAAAACUACCUGUAUCAGUAAUUAUAAUCAAUACAGUUGUGUACACAGUCUGACAAGAGAAUGCUACCGGGUAAGCUUAAGAGAUACGCUUAGCUGGUAGCCAUCUUGAAGGUACUGGCAUGUGUUUUUCUUCAUUCAAAAUCAAACUUUAUUUAACAUUCUCAGUGUGUGUAAACAGGCCAUUAAAAAUGGUGCAGAGGAUGAACAUUAAUCAUGAACACUGAUUUUUCUGUAAUUUGAAAAUAUCUAGAAAAAAAUACUUUAUUUUUUUUCUAUACUAUUUAAUUUUACUCUGUUUAAAAUACAACAUAACAUACAUUCAGCCAUAGUAAUGAGAACAGCAGAAAAAUGUAAUAUACAAAAAUAUAGAUCAUGCCCCUUAAGGCUUUGUUUAUGCAGCUAUAGCCACACCUCCCUGCAUGUGACUUGCACAACCUUCAUAAACACUUCCUGUAAAGAAAUAACUUAUGUUUAAACUUCCUUUAUUGCACUAUGUGUUUCAUUUAGCAUUUCUUAUCUUCUGCUCAGUCAAUAGCAUGCAGGAGCCUUCAGUGUGUGACUAAAGUUCAAUGUAUAGUACAGGAGAUAAAAACUCCUAACGUAAGUUUAAGAUCUGAUUGUAAAUGAAAAAAUGUUCUUAUGUUGGCUGUAUGAGUGACAGCCAGGGAUGUUGUGGCAAGGGCUACAUUAACAGAAACAAAUGUGAUCUAUCUCCCUAAAGGCAGAUAUUUGAAUAGUGAGGCAGGGGAAUGAUCUACACACCCAAACUGCUUCCCUAAGUUAAAGUUGUUUUGGUGAAUAUAGUGUCACUGUAAAAUUACUGACUUGUUGUUUUUAAUGGUUUUAUGAGAAUGACUUUUUAACCUAAUAUGAUGCCAUGCCUUAUUCAAAACCAGCUGUAUCUCCAAUCAUCAAUAAAG